Molecule: messenger RNA, 971 nt
Organism: Nilaparvata lugens (brown planthopper)
Lineage: Eukaryota; Metazoa; Arthropoda; Insecta; Hemiptera; Delphacidae
Product: trigger factor-like
Exons: 3
Coding region: 200-577 (125 amino acids)
Source: RefSeq, a predicted model, not a curated record
ACACUUUACAUCCAGUGCUGAAAGGAACAAGAACCUCUUGUGCCGUGUUCAGGAGUGUCUUCUAUCACAUCGUUCGUUCACUAGUAAUAAAAAAGGUUAGUUCUUCAACUGUUUUUACAACUCAUUUGGUGGCGAUUGUUACUCCUUGUCUAGUGCAGCUUCCGCGUGUCAACUCACAGCUAAUCACAAUAGGAGAGGAAUGACGCCGCGUUGGGUGCUGCUGUGUCUGGUGGUGAUCGCGGUUGGCGUGACCAGUUCGCCGAUCAGUUCGCCAGACAGUUCGCCAGAGAGCGCAGAUGCAGCGAGCGGCCGUCAGGCGGUAGUCGCCGCCGCCAGCCCCGACGCGGGAGCGGCUGUAGCCGCCCCUGCCGCCCCCGCACCCGCCAGCUCCUCAGAAGACGACGAUGACGACGACGAUGAUGAUGAUGAUGACGAUGAUGUCGACCUGGACAUCACCGAGGAUGACGAUGAUGAUGACGAUGAUGACGAUGACGGCACGGCCAGCGACGAUGACGAUGAUGACGAUGAUGAUGAGGACUACUUCGAAAGGUUCUUUGACGAUAUCCUAGGAGUUUGAAGAGGAGAGACGCCUCCGCCACAAAUGUCUCAAAAACACUCUAAGCCGUUCGAUGUCCUCUACUCAUCCUUUCUUGAGGAGCGAGAUUUUACCAAAGACCAAUAUUUAACACUAUUAUUCAUGACGUGCCUCAAUAAUAUUUUCAAAUAGCAAUUACAUUAAAAUUGUUGUGGUACUGUAAAGCGAAACUGAAAAUCAAACUUAGCUAUGUACUGUAAUGUAAUAAUUUAUGCAACUAAUGACUUUUAUGACGCACACAGAUACAUUGUGAACUCAGUCGAUUCUAUUAAUUUAUCUAUUUAUUUGUUGAAUGCCAAGUGUAAGUGAUAAUUUAAGAUGUGAAUGUAAUUUAUUUUUAUUAUUUAUUUUGAAUAAAAUGCGAUGUGAUUUAUAA